Messenger RNA from Aspergillus bombycis, 624 nucleotides. RefSeq names its product MutT/nudix family protein. NCBI's taxonomy places the organism in Eukaryota, Fungi, Ascomycota, Eurotiomycetes, Eurotiales, Aspergillaceae. Gene Ontology annotation, biological process: nucleoside phosphate metabolic process; ribose phosphate metabolic process. Gene Ontology annotation, cellular component: cytosol; nucleus. The transcript has 4 exons. The record is from RefSeq and is a predicted model, not a curated record. Gene Ontology annotation, molecular function: ADP-ribose diphosphatase activity. Bases 1 to 624 code for a protein of 207 amino acids.
AUGUCUGAUCCUAAGGCUUUGAGGUCGGAGAUUAUUGCUAGAGGUCCGUUGGAUCCUAAAGAGGCUAGAUGGACGAGAUUAGUCAAGACUACUUACCGGGAUCCUACCGGUGUAGAAAGGACGUGGGAGUCAGCGGAGCGGCAGACCCGCCCAGCAAACUGCGCAAUCGACGGCGUGGGAAUCGUGACCAUUCUCAACAAGUCGACGGGUCCAGAACUCCUUCUCCAGAAACAGUAUCGUCCUCCUAUUGACAAGGUGGUUAUUGAGGUUCCGGCGGGUCUCAUAGAUGCUGGGGAGACGGUGGAAGAAUGUGCCGUGCGCGAGCUUAAGGAGGAAACGGGAUAUGUGGGAGUGGCGGAGCAAACGAGUACUGUGAUGUAUAAUGAUCCCGGUUUCUGUAACACAAAUCUCAAUAUGGUUCACGUCCGAGUAGACAUGUCCUUGCCGGAGAACCAGAACCCGCAGCCACAGCUCGAAGAAAACGAAUUCAUCGAAUCGUUCACAGUGCCGCUGGCCUCGCUUUUCAAUGAAAUGAAAAAGCUUGAGGCCGAAGGAUAUGCUAUUGAUGCCCGUGUGGGAACAAUAGCAGAGGGUAUCGAACUUGCACAGAAGUGGAAGCUAUAG